GGGUGCUGUGCGCAUCAGUUGGACUGGGAUAUGGGCAAUGGCCAGGGGAGGUUAGGCUUUGAAGACUUUAAUUUGAAACCCGAGUUGCUGAAGGGCCUCCAAGAAGCUGGACUGAACUCCGCAUCGGCCAUUCAACAGCAGAGCUUACUGGCGAUCUUCGCGGGAAAGAGCUUGUUGGCCAAGGCCACCAAUGGCAGUGGAAGAACGGAAGCUUUCGUCAUAGCUUUGCUGGAGAAGUGUCACUCUACGAAGAACGCGAUUCAAGGACUGGUUCUGGUCCCUACCAGAGAACUGGCCUUGCAAACCUCCAACGUCUUAGGACUCCUUGGGAAGCAUAUGGACAUGAAGUACAUUGUGGCCAAGGGCGGGACGAGCAUAAGAGACGAUCUGGUUCGUUUGUCUGGUGAAGUUCAUAUCUUGAUUGCCACCCCUGGACGGUUGCUGGACCUUGCCCACGAGGACGCCUGCAACCUGAGUAGAUGCCAGUUGAUCGUCAUGGACGAAGCGGAUCGUUUCUUCUGCCCGGAACUUCUACCGAUCCUUGAGGACAUUGUGCAGUUCCUGCCCUCGCAGAGACGGCAGUUCUUGAUGUAUUCAGCAACUUACCCCAGUGCCAUGGUGCAUUUCAAGAAUUGUCACCUAACAGAUGUGCAUGAGGUGAAUUUCAAGGAGCAGCUGACGCUCAAUGGCGUCUCGCAGUUCUAUAUCUGUGUGGAGGAGAAUCGAAAGGUGUUCUGCCUGACGAAAGCGCUGUCCACAUUUCAGAUCAAUCAGGUCAUCAUUUUCUGCAAUUCGGUGACUCGCGUGAAAUUGCUCGCCCGGAAGAUGACGCAUUUGGGUUACCCAUGUCUCUUCUUCCACCCGGGCCUUUUUCAGUCUGAGAGACAACAAGUUCUUCAAGACGCGUGGUCUGGAGCUUGUCAAAGCAUGGUGUGUUCUUCGCAUUUCAUGCGUGGCAUCGAGACAGAGUCGGUCAAUGUGGUGAUCAAUUUCGACUUUCCUCGGGGGCCUCAGACCUACUUGCACCGUACCGGCCGCUUCAGCCGUUUAGGCUUGGCGAUCUCCUUUGUGACGCAACGCGACCGGAUCGACCUGCUGCGGCUGCAGAAAGCCAUGGGCACAAAGAUCUUGCCCAUGCCUGCAGCCAUCGACCCAGUCCUCUACACCUGAGUGACGUUCAACGUUCCACUUCACUCGGAGGGUUGCCGUGUUAGAAGCACUCAUACAUUUGAGCAGUGUUCAAAACCCCUGUUGGUUGAUGA
Molecule: messenger RNA, 1262 nt
Organism: Cladocopium goreaui
Lineage: Eukaryota; Dinophyceae; Suessiales; Symbiodiniaceae
Source: the annotation of a GenBank genome assembly